AUGACUACUGCUCUAAAUCCUUCAUUUACAACCAGUUUUUGGGGGAAAGAUGAUAGAGGUUCAGAAGUUGUUAUCAACAGAAUGCACCAAGGUGCUCAAACAUGUGAAGAAUUAUUAGCUUUCCAUAAAGAAAGAAUCCAACUUGAAGAGGAAUAUUCUCGUCGUUUGAAUGCAAUUUCCAAAAAGACAAGAGGUACUUAUGAAACUGGGUUUUUAAGAGAAUCAUUUGAAACUUUAAGAAAUGAAACUGAGCAAAUGUCAAGAUCUCAUUUAAAUCAAGCUAGAAAAUUACAUUCUGAAGCGUUAUUAAAAGUUGAUGCAUUCUUAUCAAAUUUUUUAGCCAAAUGUAAACCAUUAGAAACCUCUGUGGAAAAUUUAAGAAAGAACAAAAAUCAAUUAGAAGUUCAAGUUUCAAGAUUAAAAGAAAAAUAUGCAAAUGAAGUUUCAAAAUUAAAUACUUAUAUUGCUCAAGAAAAUUUGUUAUUAGGUAAAGAAUUGGAGAAAAAUCAUGAUAGAACAUUUAGACAACAACAAAUAGUUUCAGAACUAAGAUCUGAAUAUCAUCAUGCAACUCAAAAACUAGAAGAAACUCAAAAAGUUUGGAUUAGUGAAUGGAAGAAUGCAAGUUCAAAAUUACAAGAUUUGGAAAUGGAGAGAAUUCAAUUUAUUGUUUCAAAUCUUUGGGAAUAUACAAAUACAGUAUCAACAUCAUGUGUUACAGAUGAUGCUGCUUGUGAAAAUGUUAGAGCUUCUUUGGAGCAAUGUGAUCCCCAAAAGGAAAUUUCAACUUUUGUUAAAAAGUUUAAAACAGGUUCAGAGAUUUAUUCUUCACCAAAAUUUGUGGAUUAUUUGAAUGGUGGUGAUGAAAGAGAUUCGAAUCCAGUUAUAAUAGAGAAAGCUCAACUUUUCGAUUCAAGAUCAACUUCUGCAGCUUCACAACAACAACAACAAAAACAACCUGUUUCAAGAUUGCAUUCCCAAGUAUCAUCUAGUACAUUUGAUCAUCAUACCCAAGCUAAAUCAACUCCUAAAUUACAAAGAAGACCUCCACCUUCAGAUGAUGGACAAACUUCCAUAUCAAACCCUUCAAGUACAGGAUUGCAUAGAGAGGAAAGUGGAUACUCAAAUCCAACUUCAAUUUCAAGUUUCACUGAAAGUGUUGAUAAUGAAGCAAGAUUAUCCAAAAAUUGGAACUCACCACUACGUCGUCGUAGUAGAAAUUCAGAAUUUGGUGAAAGUUGGAAUAGUGGUAGAAAGAAUUCAAGUAGGAAAUCAUUUAUAUUGGAACAACAACCAACAAAACCCCAACAACAACCACAAUAUGUUGUACCACCUAAUGAAGAUCCAUUAAGAGCCACUUUAGAAGAUUUGAAAAUUGGUGGUAAUGGUGAUAUGAAUAAAUUCCGUGAAUUGUUACAAAAUAAUGGACAUCCUAAUCAAAUAACAAAUACCAGAUCAGAACCUAGAAAAUCUAAGCCAACUAUAAUAGAUUUAACAGAAACACCACCUUUACAACCAGAUUUCUCAAGUUCAAUGUCAAGUGAUAGAACAAAUGCCACCACUAUAAGACCAAAAUCAAUGAUUAUGGAUACCAAUACUAAUUUUAUUGAUGAAAAAUCAAUGAAACGUUCUUCAUUCCAUGCAGGUUUAAGAUCUCAAAGUAAAUCUUCAAUAAACCUACAGGCAAAAGUUUCAAGUAAUGGAUUACCAUUAGUGACAAGAGAAGGUAGAAGAGUUAUAAAACAUGCAAGAGCUAUAUUUGAUUUCAAGGCUACAAUUGAAGGAGAAUUAUCAUUUAAAGAGAAUGAUCUAUUGUUAGUUGUUCAUAUGCAAGAUGAUGGUUGGUGGGAAUGUGAAAAAUUGGAUAAUGGGAAAACUGGACUUGCUCCAUAUAAUUAUUUGGAGCGUGUAUGA
Messenger RNA from Hansenula anomala, 1914 nucleotides. It is a transcript of the gene HOF1, whose product is annotated as formin-binding protein HOF1. The transcript has 2 exons. Lineage: Eukaryota; Fungi; Ascomycota; Saccharomycetes; Phaffomycetales; Wickerhamomycetaceae. Gene Ontology annotation, biological process: cytoskeleton organization. Gene Ontology annotation, cellular component: cytoplasmic side of plasma membrane; cytoplasm; plasma membrane. The record is from RefSeq and is a predicted model, not a curated record. Bases 1 to 1914 code for a protein of 637 amino acids. Gene Ontology annotation, molecular function: phospholipid binding; protein binding.